Molecule: messenger RNA, 534 nt
Organism: Acanthamoeba castellanii str. Neff
Lineage: Eukaryota; Discosea; Longamoebia; Acanthamoebidae
Exons: 2
Coding region: 1-534 (177 amino acids)
Source: RefSeq, a predicted model, not a curated record
AUGCUGGCCAUGCCCCCAACCGCCGCAUUUCAGAUGAGCGUGCCGCUGGACGAGUUUCCCGUGCUGCCCUUUACAGUCGCCAUCGUUGAAUCGGCCACCGUUGUGCUGGCCAGCCUGCGCCCGCUCGACACCGGUCCGGCUUCCAAGCAUCAGACGAACCGGGUCGUGAGCAUGUGCGUGCACUUGGGCUGGGACCUGGUUCGAUGGAAACCGACGCUGGAGGCCGUGGUGGCCGAGAUCAAGACCAUGACAGCGCUGCGGGGCGUGACGCGGCUCUUUACCGGGGUGUACCUGGUGGCCAACCUGCCCGGAGGCCCCGAGAUGGGCUGCGACCGGGUCAAGUGGCCCCAACGCUGCCAGAUCUCGGCGCGCCUGGUGACGGAGAUGGCCGUGUGCGCGCUGAGGGACUUCCUCGUGGGCUCGCCGUUCUCGACCUUCACCGGUGUGAUCGCCGCGCAGCGCGAGUGCAUUCAGCGGAAGGACUCGGCCACCACGGCCCAGCGCCCCGCUCACCCCCUCACUUUCUGGCCUUGA